AUGGGUACAGACCCGAUAGCAGAUCCGUGCCUUCAGGCGCGUCUAGAUCCAGGCAUCCUCCGGCUGACUGUGACCCUAGCCCUCCAGGCAAUGUUAAGAAUUCCAGAGACCGGGAAGCCCGCGCAGCCCUUUACAAAGGUCCAGCAAGGGGUGUCUGAACCAUACAUGCAGUUUAUAGGUCGGCUUCGCGAUGCACUAGAUAAGCAGAUUGACAAUCGGGAAGCAAAAGACGCCUUGCUACAAAAGCUAGCUAGGGUCCAGCGCCACCUGCACCCCCGCUGUCACCUCCGGGCACCCGCCCGCCCGCCCGCCCCGCCGCCGGCUGCUGCGCUUCUCAGGUUCGAGCGCCCGCCCGCACGCACCGGGCGCUGCCUGCUGCUGCGCCCUGCCCACCACCCCGCGGGCCCCCGCUCGCCGCUGCCCGCCGCCGCCGCUGCCCCCCCGCCACCCCCCUCCCCGGGCCGGCCUCCCCUCAGCCCGCCGGCCCCUCUGCUGGCGCUGCGGGCCGCCGCCGGCAGCUCGGCCAAGGAUGUGGGUGGAUCCCCUGAAAAGGCAGCCACAGAUCUCAGCAGUGAAAACAAGCAACUCAAUAAAUCCUAGCAGCUGAAAAAAGUUUUCAAAGAAUAUGGUGCUGUAGGGGUUUCAUUCCAUGUUGGAAUUUCAUUAGUAUCUCUAGGAAUCUUCUACCCGGCUGUGUCAAGUGGUGUGGAUAUGACUGCAGUUCUCUUCAAACUUGGUUUCAGUGAAUCAUCGCUGCAGUCUAAAAGGGCUGCUGGUACAAGCACAUUUGUGUUGGCAUAUGCUAUUCACAAAUUGUUUGCUCCAGUACGACUCAGCAUUACUAUAGUUUCUGUGCCAUUUAUUGUCCGAUACUGCCGGAAGAUUGGUUUCUUCAAACCUCCUACCCCAAAUCCAUGAUAACUUCUUAUGGUUUUUUACUCGCCCAACAUGGGGCUCAAGGAAUUUGAGAUAAGGAU
Messenger RNA from Cygnus olor (mute swan), 977 nucleotides. Its product is annotated as protein FAM210B, mitochondrial-like. The transcript has 2 exons. The record is from RefSeq and is a predicted model, not a curated record. NCBI's taxonomy places the organism in Eukaryota, Metazoa, Chordata, Aves, Anseriformes, Anatidae. Gene Ontology annotation, cellular component: mitochondrion.